CCCCUGGCACCCCAUAAGGUUGGGUCCCUAAUCCAAGAACUAUUGGAACUCAUUUAUAAAAACUUUUCUUAAACAUUACACGAAUAUAUUGUCUCCUCCGAGAGACUCAGAAUUUAGAAUCCCGAUUCCGUGAUGAGCUCUCUUUGAACUGGAACGUAUCUUAAUUAAAACUGUCUCGAGAUAGGGUUUUUCCCUCAAAAAGGAUUUUAUCAAAAAACCAAAAUCCGAUUUAAAUAAAAAAAAAAACAACCCCCCAGCUGUUUGGAUGGUUUUAAACAAAUCGCGGCUUGUUCUCCACCCUGCCUUACAGCACCCCUCCCCCAGCUCGUGCCCCUACCGCGCUCGCCUUGGGGCGCGUUUCCGCAACCUGCCCCGGGCUCCGGCGUGAGUUUCGUUUCCCCUCUUUUCUGCCCCCGGCCCCGCGCCGGCCCAGCUCCGCCCCCGCCGGCCCCACCCCGCGCGGCAUAUCUGCAGCCCCCGCCCCGCAGCGGGCAGAGCCCUCGCCAUGGAUCCCAGCGUGAGCCUCGACCUGCAGCCCCGCGACGGCGGCAAGAUGGGGCCGGGCGCCUCGGCUCCCCCGUACUCCUACCCCUACACCGGCCUCGCGCAGAGCGGCCCCGGGCAGGGCGGGCCCGGGCAGGAGCCGCCCCGCGACUUCGUGCUCUGGUCCCUCUUCAACACCGUCUUCUGCAACGUCUGCUGCCUCGGCUUCAUGGCUCUGGUCUUCUCCUUCAAGGCCAGAGAUCGUAAAGUUCUGGGUGACGCCAAUGGAGCAGGAAGCUAUGGCAAGACUGCCAAGUGCCUGAACAUCGCGGUCCUGGUACUGAGCAUCUUGACAGUGAUUCUGAUCAUUGUUCUCGUGGCAACAGGAGCUGUGGCCGUCUCGCAAACAAUUCAACAGGGGAGCCAAAACAAGAACAACUACGGCUUUAACUACGGCAACUAAACCACCCCUCAGGAUUCUCCCCAGCUGGAUGACUUCUCCGCAAAUUCCCUUACUCUGCUCUGCUUGCCUUUGUCCUGCUGUUUAAAUUGUCAAGGGCUGGAGUGCUCAGUUACUGAGUGGAUGAAGGGGCAGCGCCCUCCUGAUGCUCCAGUUGUUCUGGAGGGGUCACUAUAGUGACGGGGUGGGGUGGAGGGGAGGUUUCUCACAUCGCUCUGUUUUCCCCAUCCCAAAAGCAGACUGCGUGGCUUUCAAAGCCCUCCGAGAUCCUGCAGUUUUGGGGGAGGGUCAGUGUUGUUCGUCUUGUGAUUAUUCAGAAUUUUCUCUUUAGAGAAUUAUUUUUGUAGAGCUCUUCUUGGCAGAAAUGUGCGGGGACUAUUUUCAAAUAAAUGUUUUUUUCCCUCUUGUAA
Chelonia mydas (Green sea turtle) is the source of this 1353-nucleotide messenger RNA. RefSeq names its product dispanin subfamily A member 2b. Gene Ontology annotation, biological process: type I interferon-mediated signaling pathway; defense response to virus; response to type II interferon. Gene Ontology annotation, cellular component: plasma membrane. The record is from RefSeq and is a predicted model, not a curated record. NCBI's taxonomy places the organism in Eukaryota, Metazoa, Chordata, Testudines, Cheloniidae. Bases 506 to 946 code for a protein of 146 amino acids. The transcript has 2 exons.